Molecule: messenger RNA, 1568 nt
Organism: Caenorhabditis sp. 36 PRJEB53466
Lineage: Eukaryota; Metazoa; Nematoda; Chromadorea; Rhabditida; Rhabditidae
Source: the annotation of a GenBank genome assembly
AUGCGGAGAGGCGAUAUUGUGAGUUUCCGAUAUUGGAUUCUCUUCUAUUAUCUUGUUUUUCUUUCAGUGCAGGUACAGACUUAGAUGGUCUGUUCCUAUCUGGCAAUGUUCUCAGCCCAAAUGCAAUUUUGAGCUCCGAAAGCCCUACAUACCUAAUCGCAAUUUCACAGAGACAUCUUAUCGUGGAUCCAAAUGCUAAGUUUCUGGAUAUUCACAACAGGGACAAGGCGUUAUGCAAGAAUAAGUGAGCAGAAUGAUAUUUUUGCCAUAAUUUCAUUUUUUUAGCUUCAUGAAGUUCACAUACGAUUACGAGUUCCAGGGAGGCGUUGUUGACGAAAUGGAUAAAACAGUUGGCUGAAUUCAGAUUCGAAGUUUAUAAUACAUUUAUAUCAGGCGUAUUUUGUCGGUGAAUGUGAUGGGAGUUUCCAGCGAGGAUUCGUUAUUAUCCAAGCAAACCGCAUUUUGGGAGGACUUUUUCAUCCGGGACAGUUUGUUCCUCGUUGUCUUCCAAGUAUUGAUCAAUGUAAUUCGUUCUUCUAAAAUGUUAUAAUUUUCAGAAGAGAAGACUCAAAACGGGACGGAAGCAACAGUUCAAGUGGGCGCGGAACCUCAUAUAAGAGUUGUUGAAAUGUUUCCACAAAUUAGAGAUUUCCGAUAUUUUGAAAACAAAGUACAUAGUCAUGAAAAUUGAAUAUUGUAAACCAGGAAAGAUUGCAGGUGUUCUACUGCGAAAACGAAGAUAUCAGUGACAUGCUCUGUGUCAAUAGCACCAAUCUUCAGUGGGCCAGCGAUAAUGUCGAACGAAAGAUGCUCGAAUCCUUCAGUGGGCCGAUCUCGACGGAAGAAUUCUCAAAAUUUAGAAGACGAAUAAUUUAUAUCGGCCGUUUAGUGAAACGUGGGUCACAUUGCGCUGCCAAACAUCUUCAGUACUUUUUCAGAACUACCUGACAAUAUUUAUGUUCAGCCCGUUUAUCCGUAUCUCAUGGAAAUUUGCAAAGUAACUGGAAUAUGUGACAAGUAUGCCAGGAAGUUGAAAAAAAAAACAGUCGAAAACAACUUUUAGUCCUUCCGAAUAUGACGGAGCCGACAGCAUAGCUGCUGAGCUUCGCAACUUUAUCAAAGUGCCCGACGCUGUUUUCUCAUCAGUUCAUCCAGAAAUUUACUCCGACUAUGAAUCUGCUGAUUCCGAUAGUAAUACUGACGUAGAGAACGGACAGGGAGAACUCGAGUCAGGUGGAAAUACAGUGAUAUUUCUGGAUUUGCCCGAGUCAAUCAACGCGGAGCCUUCGUUCAUAUCUGUGAUUCCUGAAAAGAACAUCCCGGAUUCCGCCCCAAAAGACUCCAUAGUCGUCCGUGCUGAACCUGUUUCAGCUAUUAUCAUUCCUCUCCCAAAUCAACAAAUUCUUGGUACAAAUAGAACUGAAUACUCGUCCGCGACCGAGUUAUUGAUAGCUUUUCUCAUAAUUGUGGCUCUGUUCUUCUAUGUUUGCAUGUGCCUUCAUGGAUGUGUUGAGUACAGAGGAGUGCCCGUUUACUGGCGACCCGAUUCCGGUAGACUCCCUGCUUAG